AUGCAGCGACCUGGAACCUUACCCAAUGUCCAGACUGUUUCCUCCGCCAGCGCUUCCCGCGGCUCCGCCACCCUAGCGUUUUCUCCUAGACCCGUCGCACUUCAUGCGCAGUCGGUAGCGCCGUCAAUCGCGUCCUCCUGUGCACGUGUCGCUCUCAGCCUGAAGCAACACCGUCAGUCGCGGGUCGUGCUCUCCUCUUCCUUCGCCUCUCCUUCGUUCUCCACCUCUCUCUCCCACUCACAUCCCUCGUCUUCGUCUCCCCAUUGGUCUCACACGCGGCUUUCCAAAAAUCGCCUAUCCGUACGCGCUACAGCAAUCCCCGCUUCUGUCGCCACCGCUGUGCAGCCAAUUGUAGAUGCCUUCCUCCUCCUGCCUGCCACGUGGCAAUCCGCUCUCCUUGUCACGUCCACAAUUUUCGCAGUCGGGCUGCCCGGACUGCUCGCCGGGCUGACCGUGCCAGGGGUGAUGUCCGCGUUUCUCCUGGGUGUGACUGUAUGGAGGGCGUUCUUCUGGCCGGGCUUCCUCAUCGUCUGCCUGUACUUCAUUCUUGGAACACUGGUAACCAAGGUGAAGCUGAAGCAGAAGCAGCAGGAGGGGAUAGCAGAGAAGCGGAGCGGGCGGCGGGGGCCAUGGAGCGUGGUGGGAUCAGCAGCUGCUGCAGUGGUGUGCUGCCUGGGAGCCAUUGCUGCUGCAGGAGGGGGAGCUGGAGUGGGGAUGGAGGGGGUGGUGCUGCCGAGUGUGGCGGUGUGGCAGCUGGGUUAUGUCGCCAGCUUUGCUACCAAACUGUCGGACACUGCUGGAAGUGAGAUUGGCAAGGCAUUUGGCAAGCGCACUUUCCUGGUGACUUCCUUCCAGCCAGUUCCCAGGGGCACAGAGGGCGCAGUGAGUCUUGAGGGAACGUUGGCAGGUCUGGCGGCUGCUGUGGUGCUGUCCGCUGCUGCUCUGCUCACCAAUCAGGUGACCUCUGUUGGAGCCAUCUUUUGCAAACUGGCAUCACGAUUUGUGGCGUGUGAGCCUGGUUGGAGCCCUCUUCUGCAUACUAGCUUCACAAAUUGCAAAUUUUGGAGAGAGUUAUGUGGGGGCUACACUCCAAGACAAACCCGGUUACGAAUGGAUGACAAAUGA
This is a messenger RNA of Closterium sp. NIES-65, 1125 nucleotides long. The record is from the annotation of a GenBank genome assembly. NCBI's taxonomy places the organism in Eukaryota, Viridiplantae, Streptophyta, Zygnematophyceae, Desmidiales, Closteriaceae.